Molecule: messenger RNA, 3892 nt
Organism: Zerene cesonia (dogface butterfly)
Lineage: Eukaryota; Metazoa; Arthropoda; Insecta; Lepidoptera; Pieridae
Gene: Dsor1
Product: dual specificity mitogen-activated protein kinase kinase dSOR1
Exons: 8
Coding region: 236-1447 (403 amino acids)
Biological process (GO): protein phosphorylation
Molecular function (GO): ATP binding; protein kinase activity
Source: RefSeq, a predicted model, not a curated record
ACAGAAUGUUAGUGACGUCAUAAAACGUCAAGUCAAUCGAAAUUUUAUAUGUAUCCACCUGAUAAAUUGAUAAUAUUAAUUCCUUCAAUGCUUGCUAAACUUUUGUCUGUUUUUAAUUUGCGUUUUUUUGUUGAUUAAUGUUGUUCUACGGACCCAUUGUGUGACUGCGUUAAGGCGUACUUAGCAAGAAGAAGAUUACUUAACUGUAUAAAUGCCGUGACGAACAUUGAUUAAAAUGAGUAAAAUGUCGAAGAAUAAAUUAAACCUGACCCUCCCACCAGGGUCUAUAGAUACGGCUCCAGCAGUUACACCGUCUAAUAUGACACCACAACUGAAAUCAGCUACUGGUUCAGAACGACAAGGGUUAGCCGGAAAAUCUAAGACAAGCAUUGAAGCUCUAACUGAACGAUUGGAGCAAAUAGAAAUGGACGACACACAGAGACGUAGAAUAGAAGUUUUCCUGUGCCAGAAAGAGAAGAUUGGCGAAUUAAGCGAUGAUGACUUUGAAAAGCUUGGUGAACUAGGCCAAGGAAACGGUGGCGUGGUGAUGAAAGUGCGACACAAGUCCACGGGUCUCAUCAUGGCAAGGAAAUUAAUCCAUCUUGAAGUGAAGCCAGCUAUUAAGAAACAGAUUAUAAGAGAACUAAAAGUACUUCACGAAUGUAACUUCGCUCACAUUGUCGGUUUCUAUGGAGCGUUUUAUAGCGAUGGCGAAAUAUCAAUUUGCAUGGAAUAUAUGGACGGUGGAUCGUUAGAUUUGAUAUUGAAGAAAGCUGGAAGGAUUCCUGAGUCAAUUUUAGGAACAAUCACAUCGGCAGUAUUGAAGGGCCUCAGCUACCUGCGGGACAAGCACGCGAUCAUGCAUCGUGACGUGAAACCGUCCAACAUUCUCGUGAACAGCAAUGGGGAAAUUAAGAUAUGCGAUUUUGGUGUGUCCGGCCAACUCAUCGAUUCCAUGGCGAAUUCCUUUGUGGGCACGCGAAGCUAUAUGUCGCCGGAACGUCUGCAAGGCACCCACUAUUCGGUGCAAUCUGAUAUUUGGUCACUUGGUCUCUCUUUGGUCGAGAUGGCUAUAGGCAUGUACCCUAUUCCACCGCCCGAUGCGAAGACAUUAGCUGCUAUAUUUGGUGGACAGAAUGAGGAUCACUCUCCCGGCCAGGCGCCGAACUCGCCUCGUCCAAUGGCGAUAUUCGAGCUGCUGGACUACAUCGUGAACGAGCCGCCGCCCAAGCUGCCCGGCGGCGUGUUCUCCGACGAGUUCACCGACUUCGUGGACCGAUGUCUCAAGAAGAACCCGGACGAAAGGGCCGACCUCAAGACGCUGAUGAACCACGAGUGGAUCCGCGGCGCGGAGGCGGAGCGCGUGGACAUAGCGGGCUGGGUGUGCAAGACGAUGGACCUCAUGCCCUCCACACCCAACUCCAAUGUGUCUCCUUUUUCUUCAUAAGCUGCAAGAAGUGCAUACUUUCAUCAGCGAAAAAGGGUCAAAACAUUUCCCAAGAGAAAGCGGGCGAGACAAUCAGUGAGGACGCUGGCGCAGAGUAGCUGCCCCCAACAGGCCGCAGUAUGUCAACUCUAGACAACCAUUACACACCAACAAUCAACCAAACAAACAAACAACCGACCAACCGACCAACUGACCAACCAACCGAUCAACCGAACUCAUGUAGAGACGAACCUAUGCCUACUCUAAAACCCGGGCACUUAUAAAUUUGCUUUUACGUUUUGUCUUCCCGAUAUAUCGAAGUUGUUUACAUUGCGGGUAUAUUAUUGAAUCGAGAUUUACGUUACUUCAGAUUUUGUUGAACGAGUAUCGAAUGUUUUCUUAUAGCAUCUCGUCUCUAUAAAACAUAUUGCAUUUAUAUGACAAUAUAAUUGGACGUCCUUCGCGAUGUUAACUUAUCGAGAUCCGUUCGCUUAUUGGAGUCAUGUAUUUCGUACGGAAAAUUCUGGGAAAUGAUGUGGCGGCGACGCAGGGCUCGCGGGGCCCUCGCGGAGUUCACAACGCUUCGUCACCAUAUGCGGCGCUAUAUGGUGCGGCGGAAGCGAGACGGUGAGCGAAGCCGACAUUUCCGACACAGGGUGUGAUACUAAAACAUAGUGCAUUCGCGGACAAACUAAUCGAGGGGGUUCUUCAACGAACUAAAACAUCUAAUCGAUUAAUGGUCAAGUAGAGUUGAUUUCACUAGUUGCAAGUCGAAAAAAUUGUUAGUAGUGUUUUGACAUAUUUUUCUUUGCUGAAAGUGCGUAAUUCAUGUCAGCUGGUAAAUGUUAUUAAAAUAGUUAAGGUGUCCCCCACUAAUGUGGCGGCAUCGAGCCCCGGAAUACUCAAACGCGCCGCCGCCGCGCCGCGUGGGAGCGUUCCGGGACUCCACACUCAUCUAGUUAUCUUGUAAACGAAUGCGUUUUCUAGAAAAUACACGAAUAAAAAAUAUAUAAACGAAAAAAAAAAAAAAUCGAAAAAAUUUUACUUCGUAGAUACGUUUUUUUUUCUAUUUUUGACGUGAUGCACUUUAACCCGUUUGAUUUGUUUUAUUCGCUUUGUUUUAGUGAGCCCCGCCUUUUAUACCCAUAAUGCACCUAGUACGUAGGCGACGCGCUACCGCAAUGUGUGUCGAACGAAACGAUUGAGAAUGAAUGAUUUUCGUUCGAUUCGUGCGAUUGAAUGAAAAUCAUUAGCACCUCCAUACAUUGUUGUAGUACAUUUAUUCAAUUUAGAGCACUAAUUAAGUCCCGUGUGUAUUGCAUGUUCGCUUGGUGGUCGCUAUUUUUUUGCCCCGUCUUCCCGUUUAGAGGUUAGUUUGUGAUAUUUAUUAUAUUCAUGCUUGUAUGAAACUUUUCAGCAUAUGAAACGAACUAUUUACGAAUAACGCCGAAAUGUUAUUUAGAUAGGCACCUAUACAUAUAAGGUCUCAUCUGUUAUAAUUUAAUUGCUGGUACUAUCAGUGCCAAUGAAGUUUAUUCCUCGUAUUUAUUAUACACUUUCAUAGUAAUGAAAGUUUGAAUGUUAAUAAUAGAUCGGUGUUUCCCAUUUUUUUUUUUAUUUAUCAAUUCGCUAUGCGAUCACUGAUUGUUAAAAUUUUUAAUGUUAAAAACAUUGAUGAAAUAUGUAGAGACGGUAAAUUGAAACUUUAGUAAAUUAAUAAUUAACCAUUUUUAGCAACCGUUAGAAAUUCAUGGCAUUUAAAAAAAAAGUUAGUUUUUAUGUAUUUUUGUUGUAAAUAUUUUUAAUUCGUAUUAUGUUCACGAAAUGUUUAGGCUUCAAAUCCAUUUUAACUAGGUUAUCUAUGCAUUUAUAUGUAGAAAUAAAGGUUGUUAUUAUAAUUAUGUUAGGUUUUUAUUACAGGGUCAUAAUACAGUCAUCUAUGCAAACAACGUUGGCUAUUUGCGCGUUUUUCGAUUAGCAAACACAGAUUAUUAAAAUAAAUCGUAGCUCGUUGACAAAUUUGGAGAAUUUAAUUAUUUUUGCAGAAUUUUUGGUAACAUUUGACAGUAACUACGACACUUGCGCAGUUUUAUAUGACGGAGAUAUUUUCAAGUUGAAAGUGUCGAUCUCAGAAGGAGAUAACAACAUAAUAACAUGUAUGCAUAUACUUUAUUUACAACUAAAAUGUUACUCAUUUAUUUCUGCACAUUUUAAUCGUAUUUCAUUUUGAACUGGUAACACUGACCCCGCAUUUUUUGUGUAAUUUUGAACGGUGUUAUCAUAUCAAAAUAAUUUUGUCUAUUUUAAAUGUUACUAGAUUAAACAUGUAUUAUUACUGAAUGAGUAGACAUUGUCGAUGAACAAAUCUCUGUUUUUAUUAUUAUUGUAUCUAGGUGUAGCAUUCGUAUUAUUUUGUAGUUAGCUUCUUUUUAGGUUACAUGUACAAAUAAAUGUUAAUGGAAAACA